AUGAUUCAUCUAAAAGAUCAAUAAGAUAUUGAACUAAGUAAAUGUGCCCCAGAGAAUUUUGAAAUCAGUGAUUCUGCUUGGAUUAAGGGUCUGAAUACAAUGCAAGCAGCUUAGGCUUUUGUUUCUACAAUCAUCGGAGCUGGUGUAGUAUCAAUACCAUAUGUUUUUGCUUAGGCUGGGUAUGUUGUUGGAAUACUUAUGCAUCUAGUCAUGAUUGCAACUCUCAACUUCUCAGUUCAUCUCUUACUAAAAUCUAGAGAAUAUUCUGGCUUUGAAUCCUAUGGAGAGAUUGCAUAUAUUUGCUUGGGUAGACCAUCAGUUUUUAUUACUAACUUCAUCAUAACAUCAGCGACGUCACUUAUUGUGGUAAUGUAUGGUAUGCUUUUCAGUAAUAUUUGUGCUUCAUUUGCCUACAACAUUUAUAAUAGCCAUUAGAUAAGCAUUUAAGACAAUACAUUGGCCAUGAUAUUCACUUCUAAGUUACUAUAUAUCAUCUUGCUUUUCUUAAUUCUAUUACCAUUCGUGAUAAAAAAAAGUAUCAAAGAUCUAAACAUAGCAGGAAAGAUCCUAUUCUUCGGACUUACUUCUCUAAUAGUUUUACUCUUUGCCAAGAUAAACUUUAAAUCUCAGCUAAGCAGUCCUAAUGAUAAAGUAGUCGAGCCAUAUAAAUAUGGUACGCUAGCUGAUUCUUCAUUCAUUGUAAUGACUGCAUAUGGAUUCAUGAUGAGUUUCUUCUCAAUAUUUACACAACUCUAAGUUAAGACAGAAUCUAAUGGAUUCAAAUCCUUGAUAAUUGGGAUGCUUGCAUGCUUUGCUAUUUUUAUGAUUCUUUCAACUCUAGCUGUCACCCUUUACGGUAACAAUCUUCAACCAAACUUGUUCGACAAUAUCUAAGUUGAAGCCAAUGCUGCUUCAUUGAUCAUGAGAAUCCUAUUUCUGCCUAUCUUUGUAUUCAACGCUCCUUUCGUUUUUCUAGCAGGAAAAGAGAGUCUAUUAAUGAUCAUAGAUGAUCUUACUAGUGACUUUAUCUCAAAUAGCAUUAAAAAGAGAUUGGAAUUUCUGAAGAAACAAAAGAUGAGUUCUUAAAAUGAUAAUUAAUGGGAAGCCCCUAUCUUCGAAAGAUAAGAUGAGAAUAAUGCUAAUGGUGAUCUACCAAAUGAUAAUGAAGUGAAUAAUCAAAGACAACAUAUAUCUGAAAGAAUGUCAAACAAGAUUUACUAUCCAACUGCUGUUGCUCUAUUUGUUACUCAGAUGUUUUUAUCCUAUGUGAUUAAUGACAUUACAAUUAUCAUUGGAUUUUUCACUGCAAUUGCUGAGUCUUCUGUCAACUUUAUUCUUCCCGGACUCUGCUUUAUUAUGAGUUCAAGAAUGACUGACAAAAAGAUCAAUGUAUUGUCCUUGAUUGGAAGUUAUAUCUAUGUGGUAAUAGGAGUAUGUUUAUUCUUCUUUGCCAUGUAUAGAAAUAUCAUGAAAAUUAAGAGGACUGUAGCAUCUAUCUGA
Messenger RNA from Stylonychia lemnae, 1500 nucleotides. Lineage: Eukaryota; Ciliophora; Spirotrichea; Sporadotrichida; Oxytrichidae. The record is from the annotation of a GenBank genome assembly.